GUUGUACGCGCUUGUCCAUUGAUAUUCGACUCUCUGAAUAUCUACGUUCUGCCUACGUACACAUUGUUCGAGAAUUUUAUCUCAUACACUCGUCGUUCAUCUCAACUAGAAUUGAAGGAUUCGGAGAUAUUUUGUGUAAACAUUAGUCGUUAAAAGAAGGAAAGCACAUGGUUUGAAAUCCAGCCGGCCUCGGAAUCAACUUUACCGCGAAGUUUCGAGAUCAUAGUUGGAGGCUUCUUGCAAACGUCGACCUUAGCAGGUCGGGUGUGUAACAGCUGAGAAUGGAGAUUCCGAAGCCACAGCCACGUGCUGGUUUCCUGGUAAACGUGGAAGGCAUGGCAGUAGACGAAACAAGUGAAUGUUCAGUGGAAGAAGUAGGCACGUGCGAACGGACAGAAAAGAAUGCGUGUUUACGCAGUUGCGUUAGGCCUUCAAUUAUUAGUCAUAGCGAUAGUAGUUUCUGUACACAUAGUAGCGAAACUAGUAGCAAUAACAUCCAUAGUAGUUUUCCUGUAAAUAGUUCUUUUAAAGAAGUGCUUGAUAUUACGUAUAAUGUGAAUGGAUACAGAACGGUAAACGUCGAACGGAAGAGCGAACAUAAGUUCGAGAAUUCUAGAUUCGAGUCCGGAAAGAACAGCGUUCGGGUUCAACAGUCUCAGAUGCGCAGAACGGUGAAGAUCUCUGAUAGAGUUCCUAUUUUCCACUACGAGUCUGAGAAGGAACAACAGAGUGAUGAAACAAACACCAGCAUUUUGGAUGUUCUGCGCGGCAAUAAAUCCUGGCCUUUCAAAAGGUCCAACUCCAACGAUUCGCCUCUACUACCAAGUGCACUGACGUCUUCAAUGCUGCAGCCAAACUGCGAAGUUUCCGCUUCUUUUGACCAAAAGAUACGCGAAGAAACUUUGGGAUUCACGAAUAACAAAGAAACAAGAUCCAUUUCUGUGAUAUCUUCUGAAAUGUGUUCCAGUCACAAGCAUAUAACUGGUAGUGGUGGAGUCAGCUCCUCUGGAUCUACUGUCACUAGCUACAGAUCUCAAUCGAGUGCAAAUGAACUACGAACAGAAAGCUGUAUAAAGCCGACCAACUAUAACGUCCAAACAAAUAGCAUGCUUCCCAUGUCUCCCAACUCCUCUUUAGGCAUAAACUCGUCAAGUGCUAGUGUCGGGCAAGGAACUACUGCCUCUGGCAUUGCAUCAAUACCUUUCGUUCCUAAUUCAAAGUACAAUGAUCCCCACGUGCUUAUGAUGGUGUAUGGCUCUGCGGCACAGUGCAAGAAGGUAGGAGGUUGUGGGCUGCGCUGGGUGCCCCGAUCUCAAGUUCCUCCGGUCAACGCUGCGUCUCAAGACAUGCAGAUGGACAAGGAUGGCACACUUGAAAUCAGUUUCGAUGAGUGGCGAGACUAUCUCCUCUUCCACCCGUCAGCGAAUCUGCGAGACAUCAUUUUAUACUGGCGACAUGCAACUAACUUAGACGUUGGCGAAGACUUGAGCAUUCCUGACGACUUCAGCGCCGAGGAGUGGGUGUCUGGCAAAUGGUGGCGUCACCUGGUGGCGGGUGGCGUGGCAGGCAUGGUCAGCAGGACGUGUACCGCCCCCCUGGACAGACUCAAAGUUUUCCUACAGGUACAUGGUUCUCACAAAUUUAAAAGUCUGCGUCAGUGCAUAAAGUACAUGAUUGACGAAGGUGGCAUUAAGAGCUUGUGGCGCGGUAACGGCAUCAAUGUCAUCAAGAUCGCUCCAGAGUCUGCGUUCAAAUUUGCCGCAUACGAGCAAGCGAAGAGCGUAAUAAUGAAAAACUUCGGAGCAGCUGACCGGGAGUUGAGCAUUUAUGAGCGAUUUGCUGCUGGGUCUUUCGCCGGAGGCUUUUCUCAAAGUGUCAUCUAUCCGAUGGAGGUGCUCAAAACUCGACUUGCUCUGCGAAAGAGUGGUCAAUACACUGGCAUUUUUGAUGCUGCUAAACAAAUCUACAGAACUGAAGGUCCUAGAUCAUUCUACCGUGGCUAUGUACCGAACCUCUUGGGCAUCAUCCCGUACGCCGGCAUCGAUUUGGCAGUUUAUGAGACUCUGAAGAAGCGCUACGCUCAACUCUCUCCAGGCCAAAAAGAUCCUUCCGUCUUCGUAAUCAUUGGCUGCGGGGCGCUCUCCUCUACAUGCGGGCAACUGGCAUCUUAUCCUCUAGCGCUGAUUAGAACUCGGUUACAGGCUCAAGUUCUGUCUAAAGAUGCCACCGUCAGACCUGAUGUUCCUACUACAUCGCUUGGAAUCUUCAAGCAAAUCAUUCAGAAGGAAGGUCCCAUGGGGCUGUACAGAGGCAUCACGCCAAACUUCAUGAAAGUUGCGCCCGCUGUGAGCAUAUCCUACGUCGUCUAUGAAAAGUCCCGCGAAGCAUUAGGUGUUCGCAUGACGUGAACGUCGUCCUCAGUGACGUUCUGCUCCCGAGCGAAUAAACUGCUCUGCAAUUAUGCUACCAACAUCCUCCUUUACCUGCCGAAAUUCUUCACACUCCUCACAUAAUUUUCUUAACCCUAAUUUUAAUUUUAAAGCUUCUAUAUAAUUGGUAACUAUUUGAAACGAGUGAAAAACAUGCCAAACGAAGUGCCAGUCGAAUAUUCAAAUUGAUGCAACGCUAAAAUUUAUUAGAAUGUUUGAGAGUAGAGAUUGACAUUUUAUUCAGGGUAAUAUUCCUAUAUUUUGGAACUUUGAAAUAAACCAGCAUGUAUGAUAUGGGUCAGCAAUGAGGCAGGAGAUAUGGUCAUCUAGGAUGUAGUGAUGUCGCUUGAAGGAAGUCUUCGACAUUUGAAUCGUUCAUGUGAUAAUUCUUUAUGGCAGAGCCCUAAUAUGCAGUGGAAAAUGAAUACUGUUGAACGAAUUACUAUUGUCUGCAGGUCCAUUUCAGAAUUGACUUCUCCGAUUAAAUGUAGUUCUUACCAGCCGGUGAUGGAAAAGUUUAAAAAUCCAAAAUACUUGCAGCUUUAGCUAGGCACUUUUUUGCCGAUUCUCUCGCCUGGUUUUUGCAUGACCUCUCAUUUUCUGCUUAAAGAAGGUCGUGAAAUGUUUAAUCUCGCACGCUCUCUUUAAAUACGACUAUUAGGCCGCAUCAAUUUUUGUACUUAAGCUCUAGUAACUUGUUGAACAGCUCACUUCGGCAUCUCUUUACAUUCGUCUGAGCUAAUUUUAAUACGCCACUGGAUUUUAUUUUCUUAGCAACUAUCCUCACUUCAAAACGAAUUGAAGCAUUUAUGGGUUCUGACAAUCGGAUAAGAAUUCAUAUAACACAUGUAUAACCUUAAAGGCUUAAACCGUUAACACUACAAUGGUCUCGCAUGCAUUUACAAAAUACUCAAUUUUUGUUAUUUUCUGUAGUCAAUUUGAAUCUGUAGCACUGUAGUCAGUCAGGGAUCUUAAGCGGCGUAAUCUGACAAGCAUGUAGAAUUUCAGUAUUAUCCUUUCAUACUUCCAUUUCUUCUCUUUCGCCUAUAUAUAAUCCUUCCUAAUAUCGGAUUGUAGGUUAUGCAAAGGUGUUCUUUUUUUUUCUCUACGAGCAAUCCAGGACGAUGUUUCAUAACUAACCUGUGCCAAAACAUACAGCUUUUAAUUCCUGCAAAGUUCCCAACAUCCCCGAUCGAUUGUUAAGUUAUAUUAUGGAUCACAGCUUAAUCUCUUGUUAUUUCAUUCUGUUCCCUUGGUACUUAAAAUUGAAAUGAAUGCAUGCCUUGAUAUUUUGUACCUUAUUAGGUUCUGCGGGACUAGACCUGUUGCAUAAAGCCGUGCUCCCAGCCGUAUUUAGUUAUUUAAAUAUUUAAGUCCUAUAUUUUGUUUGCUCAUUAAGACUGAAAACUUUGAGAGAUGAAUCGUAAAGCAUAGCUACCUUCAUAUCAUAACUUUGAGAUUUUCUCUAAGAUCAGAAGAUCUCAAAUAUGGUGCAUUAACUUAAAGAGGAUCUCAAAGUUAUGAUUUAACAUGAAACUCUUUAUUUUGACCUUGGAAGGCACUUCCUUCCUGGAGGUCACCAUGAUUCUCGGUUGUAUCAUCCUCCCGGUUGAACUAGUUUUCAACAAGUAUGAGAAUGAAUAAAAUUGUUUAGACUGAUUGGUUAUGGCCUGUCAUCAAACUGGAGUUCACUUGUUUGUUUCUCAAUUCUAUUUAAUUCUUCGUGGGAUACCUGAAAACCAUUUUCAAAUUGGAAUUGUUCGGAAAAUUAGAAUGGCCAGUUUGGUGUUGCAAAAUAUAAGAUAUCCUCUCAUUUAAUUGCAAAGCAGGUAGCACGUGCUUCUGACAUAUUUUUCAAUUCCCCGACUAACCAUUCCCUUGCCCUCAGUGGAUUGCUUGCUUCUGUGAUGUGACUUUUAAAUGUAUCACCUUUUGAUAGUCUUUUGGAAUUUCGACAGGAGACUACUUUAUUCAAGGGAUAGUAUGAGUUCUAUUUCUAAGUGGCUCACGCUGAGAGGUACAUUUAUUAUAGAAUUCCUUGACAAAUUCCAGCAAUGGAUUGAUUUGUACAAGUGUCGUCAAGAAAAUUAAUUAUGUAACACCUGUUGGAGUUGGGUCGAAUGGGUGGAAUGCUAUUCAUCAGCUUUGAUUGCUCUAAUCAUCGAGUUUUCUAGGUUUUGUUAACUACUUUUAUUCGUGUAUAUUGUAGAUAGUUGUUGAAAGUACUUGUUCUGACUCUUCUUCAUUGUUGAUACUGGAAUUAUCUCGAUUAUUUAUAAACGGUUAUAACUAGUAACAGCUUUUGCAAGCUUUUGUACAUGAUCAAUCUCGUAUAAGUGUAUGGGGUAACUCAACGCUCUUGAUAUCUUGAUCUUUGUCUUGUGGUGUUGGCGUAUUGUAUUGGCUUCAUUUAAGCAAAUUUUUUCCAUUCGUCUUGCCUUUCUUGUAUUUGAACAUAAAAACUUGACAUAUAUGAAUUUGAUUUUUCUUGCAUUCUAUUUCUUGAGGGACGUUGAUUUUGUUCGUAUAAUUUUUGUGUGUAUUCGUGUUGUAGUCUAUUUGUGCAUCAUGUGUACUUGUAGAAAUUAUUGAACGUUAAAUGACAAGACAGAUCUUUUGGUUUUCAAUUGAUCUACUAUUAAAAUACCUAUGCAAUUUUUGCAUGUAUGUUCCGUUUUUAAGAUGAGGGGAGGCAGCAACGUUACUUCACUUCAGAGAACUUCCGUGGUUACAAACAAUUAAAGUGAAGUACAAUUUUAUUUCUUGCGUUUUUCAUCAGUUAUAAAAUUUGUGUGGAGCUGUAUUCUUCGAUUCUUGCAUUUUCCGCCUAAAGUUAGCAGUUUCUAUAUUACAACCGACAUCACUGUUCAUAUCUUUCUAAAAAUUCGGUUGUUCCUUAACAAAACAAUUGUAAACUCAGACUUUGAUAUGAAUUUCUUCCUCCUUAA
Hyalella azteca is the source of this 5377-nucleotide messenger RNA. RefSeq names its product calcium-binding mitochondrial carrier protein SCaMC-1 (gene SCaMC). Gene Ontology annotation, molecular function: calcium ion binding; ATP transmembrane transporter activity. Gene Ontology annotation, cellular component: mitochondrial inner membrane. Lineage: Eukaryota; Metazoa; Arthropoda; Malacostraca; Amphipoda; Hyalellidae. The record is from RefSeq and is a predicted model, not a curated record. Bases 282 to 2408 code for a protein of 708 amino acids. The transcript is spliced from 7 exons. Gene Ontology annotation, biological process: transmembrane transport.